CCUGUUUUACUCCUCACUCUUGGCCUCUUGUGGAACGUUCCCAGAGAGGUUCAGUCUCACUCCGGUGCUUCAUAGAUGAGGAACUCUAAUUGGGAAUGAAAGGUCCGACCUACAUGAGUCCGAAGUAUUGUUAUGAACUAUCCAACCUGACCAUGUCGAAUAAAAAGGAAAAAGAAAUGAGCUCCUUUUUGAGAGGCCACCAAGGCUCGGUGUCCAACCCGGUGAUCAAUGGCGCUCCACAGUCCCCUGAAGAAGAAGCCGAAUUAAUGGACCUGUUCCACAAAUUCUGUUCAUCGUCGACCAUCCAUGGAACUUACUUCUGGACAGAGUCCAAAAGCCGAUUGGCCAAGAUUGCUUGGGGCAUUAUUGUGCUUAUGGGAGUACUCUUCGCCAUUUUCAUCAUCAACAGUAGUUUCAAAGGCUGGAAAGAUAAUCCUGUGGUGACAUCGGUAAUGCAGAAGUCCAUCGAGGAAAUCCCAUUUCCGGCUAUCACCAUUUGUCCAAUGGAUGACACCAGGUUUGGAUAUGUGGAACGAAUGGCCAAUCAAGCUGGUCACAAGAACUUCAAUCUGAAGAAAAUGAUCGCUCAUCUCCUCCGCCUUAUUCAUACUGAUCGACCAUUACCUCAAGAAAAUGAUUGCCUUCUUAAAUACUGCAUUGAUAUUAUGACUGACGAGGACACGGAGUCUUCAGAUGAAAUGGAAAACUGCGUGGAGACCUGUCCAGCCAGGACUGAGUUCAUUGACUUCUUCAAACAAAUCAACACGACCCUGAGUUCAGACUACGAAGAAUUCAUUCUGAAUUCCACCGAAAACGAAAUAGAAAAAUCCAUCAGGGACGUGGCGAAAUUCGGACAUAAUGGUCGUUCCAAACGAUCUCUAGGGGGGCAAUGCCUUGUGGAAAUGAGGACCAACUGCAGCCGAUAUGUCAAAGAUUUUCGAUUCUUGAGGGACCUCAAGAAACUCUUGCAAUCAGAUGAGGCGAGAGUCCAUAAUCAGUUUGCCACGGCACGCCCUGGAACGAUCCUGAAAAUGAUCCACUCUUUGGUUGAUGCUGAUCCUGAAGCACAGAAGGUUCUCUUUGACACUUAUUUGGAUCCGAUAAAGUAUCCAACCAUCUAUAGCUGUUCCAAGGGCGAUAUGCCCGUACCGGAUUUGGUCACCCUGAUAUCAAGUUGGGGUUGGCGCGACGGCCGAGUCAAGGAUCAGUGUGACUUGGCCAAUGUCAAGUUUGGCGAAGAACUCAUUGACAUCAUGCGAACUUCGUUACAUCCACCUCAUGCGAUUGAUGAAGAAGGAAAAGUGGUCCCAAAUGCGGCUUUCCCGUACUGUUGGUAUGACAACAAACGACAAGAAGGAGCCAAAUUGGACCAAUACCCCGAGGGCCGAUUUUGCAACGCCUUUCAAACCGUCUUCAACGAUCAUGGGCUUUGUUACACCUACAACAAUUUCAAACUAGGCAUGGAAAACAUUAGCAAGGAUUCCCUGCAUAACUCGGAGGUCUUCAAAAUGAGGUCGGUGGCAGGGUGUGGCAAAGAUCGAGGUCUACAGUUGGUGGUAGACAAUCAUCGCUUAACCAGUUUGCUUCCUCCGUCGAAAGAAAGCCGAGGGUUCAAGGUGUUCAUUACCCUUCCUGGUGUGGUGUCCUCUAAAGUUCCAUUCAUUGUAGAUACCUCUUUUUACGGCGAACACUCAUUCUACCUCCAUGGAAUACAUCACAUUCGAACCUCGGAGGCUUUUCAAAACUGGAACGAAGACAACAAGAUCUGCCACUUUCCGGAGGAUUUCAAUCUCAGCUACUUUUCUCACUACUCCCAGGACAACUGUCUUCUGGAAUGUCGCAUUAAAAAGCUCUCGCUUAAAUGCGAAUGCUCUCCGUGGUACAUCAAACAAAGUGACUUGCCUAUUUGUGGAACCACGGGUAAUCGCUGUUUUGAAAAGAGCCUCAAAGAAUAUUCCGAGGAUUUGAAGGAUCGAAAAGAGUGCGGAUGUUUAAAUGAUUGCGAAGGGGUCCAUUUGUUUGCCACCAUGUUCCGAGAAUCGUACGACAUGCACAAAGAGACCUCUCCUGACAAAUGGUAUAAUGCCAAGACUCACGCUGGUCUUUUGGCAGACUAUCUAUUGGACCCUCAACAUAUUUUCAUCGAUGAAUUGAGCAAGAAUAUGCUAAUGUUGGCCCAUAAUGUGACAGAGUUCCACCAAUUUGCAGAGGAGCGGUUCCAUGAAGAUAUUGCCGUUCUGAACUUCUUUUUUGAUACCCCCAUCAUCACACAAAUCAAAUUAGAGCUUCGAACAAGUGUUUUUGAUAUGAUUUCCGCUGUGGGUGGAACGUUGGGUCUUUUUACGGGGAUCUCUGUCAUCACAUUCGUGGAGAUUCUUUAUUGGAUCUGUUGCUUUGUCAUGGAGGCUUUCAAGCGAAGUGGAACCGCAACGUUUUCAUGCGUUAAAGGAAUUCUAAGUUCGUCUCCAUCUAACAAGAACGUGGUUGCGAAUGGUGGGCAUGACAACGCAUAUAUGUUUGAUGAAUCAUCGACCCGAAACAAAACCAUAAACACUAUUUGCUAAUAUUUUGGUUUAGCUUGUUCAUACGGAAAUAGAAUAUUUUGUGGUUUCUUUAUCUUUUGAACAA
This is a messenger RNA of Tigriopus californicus, 2628 nucleotides long. RefSeq lists its product as uncharacterized. The transcript has 2 exons. Bases 96 to 2564 code for a protein of 822 amino acids. Gene Ontology annotation, molecular function: ligand-gated sodium channel activity. Gene Ontology annotation, biological process: sodium ion transmembrane transport. The record is from RefSeq and is a predicted model, not a curated record. Gene Ontology annotation, cellular component: membrane. NCBI's taxonomy places the organism in Eukaryota, Metazoa, Arthropoda, Copepoda, Harpacticoida, Harpacticidae.